CCAAACUUGAUUCAAGUGUUCGACAGGAAGAUUUCCUGACAGUACAGACAAGCUCCUGUAUACAAGUUAAAACUUACUUGCAGUGCAACUACUAAACGCAAUAACCAUGGCAAAUAGUCAACAUAUGCUUACUUGCGAAGAAGUUUCAAGAUUAGACGAGGUUCUGGGAACCACAAUUUUGGUGCAUGGACGUGGAAAUUUUCCUACACUGGAGGUUAAACCGAAGUCUCUUAUUAGGCUGCUGCUGUCUCAGCUUGCAGAUCGAGAGAUCAUCGUACACGACGUUCGCUUAAAUGGCAGCACAGCAAGUUACGUUUUGAAUGUACAGGAGGACUGCAAUUCCAAUGAUUUGGCCUACAACGACCUUGAUUUGAUUUUCAAUGUUGAACUGAAGAGUCAGUCGCAUUUCCAUCAAGUGAAAUCAGCUGUACUUGAGUCACUGAAAGACUUUCUCCCGGAUGGGGUUUGCAAGGACAGGAUGGGUAGCUGUACCCUAAAAGAAGCUUACGUUAGAAAAAUGGUGAAAGUUACCAAUAAACCCGACAACUGGUCUCUGAUUGCACUUGCAAACAAAGAUGGACGAAAUAUCGAGCUUAAAUUUGUUGACAGCAUGAGAAGGCAGUUUGAAUUUUCCAUUGACUCAUUUCAAAUCAUUCUCGACUCUUUAUUGAAAUUCUAUGAUACAUCUGAUGUUGGAAUAACCCCAGAUUCGUAUCCAACAGUUAGUGCCGAGUCAGUAUAUGGCGAUUUUGAGGAGGCGAAGUACCAUUUGGUUGAGAGACUUAUUGCAACGAAAAACCCCGAAGAAAUUCGUGGAGGUGGGUUGCUCAAAUACUGCAGCUUACUUGUUAAGCAGUUUAAGCCUGUAAAUCCUGAUUUUAAAACGAUGGAAAAGUAUAUGUGCAGUCGAUUUUUUAUAGAUUUUAAGGACAUCUAUAGUCAGCAUCAAAAGCUUGAAAAUUAUCUGAACAGUCACUUCGUUCACCAAAAUGAUAAAAAAUGCGAAUAUUUACGAACCCUGUACAAAGUUGUUGAAAAAUCAACUGUUUGCCUGAUGUUGCACGAGAGGAACCAGACAUUGCAACUGAUUGCGAACAUGGCAAACAGCCUGCGGAGUCCACCGAAGUACCAACAAAUAACAGUGUUUUAUUCUGUACCAAAUUACAUGUAUGCCCCAGGUUGUGGAUCAAACAAUACAGCUACAUCCAAGGAGUAUGUUGUUCUUGGCAAAUGGGAGUCGAACCCAAACGAGGAGCCAAAAGCAGUCUCUUGUUACUGAGGAACACCCCUGCAAUUUUCGAGUGACAGUCUCUCCUACUGGUGAGGAGGACUCUGGCCAGGGAUUUUAGUAUACGUAACUUCUUGUGGGUCCAAGAUUAACUUCUAUUUUUGUUGACAUUGCUCUGUACGUAGUAUUUGACAUUGUAAAUAUUUCCAGAUAAAUAUCUACCAGAGCAUAUAAAAUUAUCAAUUAUUCGGCCUAAAUUUGUAGUUGUCACAGUUGCCUUUUUCUUAAUCUAGCUGGCUGACAAAAUUUUAUCCCGAUUUUGAGUAUUUAGGCAGUUUACCAUGAAAUCAAAAUUUGAUAAGAUAGAACGAAGAUAACUUGUUACUAUGCUUAAGCAUUCUAAAACAUUUGCAGCGCAGCAUAAAUACUCAAAUUCGCCUAUUUCUGUAAGUUGCUUCAACUUAUUGUCAAAUAAUUUUCUGUUGUGUUUUUUGAUUAGAAUGAUGUAAAUGCAGGGUUUUCCGCUUUAAUACGUGCUUGGUACACACAAUUUGAUAACAAUCUAGUAUUUUUACACAUGUGUCGUUGUAUUUUCAUAAAUAUUGAUAUUUUUAACUGUUCAGGUUAAGAAAGUUAAUUGAUGCUUCAGCAUGUAUUGUGAUAUAGAUUUAACGUUCCUUGGGGGAGUUAACCUUUGUCUUUAUUAAAGGACCAAACGAUCUUUGCGUUUUUGUCGAGUGCCAAGGGGAAUCACCUCUGACCACUCCGUCUUCAGUGUGUAGAAUUGGUUUCCAAGAAGAAGAAAUUUGGCCGUUCUUUCCUUGCUAAUUGUUUUGUUUCUUUACUACUUUGUGGUAGAAUUUCAGUAAAUGCGUCGAAAUAAUUUGGAGAGAAUGAUUUUAUUAAGCCUUGGGAUUCAA
Rhopilema esculentum is the source of this 2148-nucleotide messenger RNA. RefSeq names its product terminal nucleotidyltransferase 5A. Gene Ontology annotation, molecular function: poly(A) RNA polymerase activity; RNA binding. The record is from RefSeq and is a predicted model, not a curated record. Gene Ontology annotation, biological process: mRNA stabilization. Lineage: Eukaryota; Metazoa; Cnidaria; Scyphozoa; Rhizostomeae; Rhizostomatidae.